Beta vulgaris subsp. vulgaris (sugar beet) is the source of this 594-nucleotide messenger RNA. RefSeq names its product signal recognition particle 9 kDa protein. Gene Ontology annotation, molecular function: 7S RNA binding. The record is from RefSeq and is a predicted model, not a curated record. NCBI's taxonomy places the organism in Eukaryota, Viridiplantae, Streptophyta, Magnoliopsida, Caryophyllales, Amaranthaceae. Gene Ontology annotation, biological process: SRP-dependent cotranslational protein targeting to membrane; negative regulation of translational elongation. Gene Ontology annotation, cellular component: signal recognition particle, endoplasmic reticulum targeting. The transcript is spliced from 4 exons. The coding region runs from base 109 to 420 and encodes 103 amino acids.
ACAAUUAGAAUACUAAAUAAUUUUACAAACGUCUCUUGUUUUUCUGCAAGCGAGCUCUAAAGUCAUAAACCUCUGAAAAUCCCUCACUUUCUCUCUCCUAAAUUGACCAUGGUCUACAUUACUUCUUGGGAUGAAUUCGUGGAGCGAUCCGUCCAAUUAUUUCGCGCCGAUCCUGAUUCUACGCGUUAUCUGAUGAAAUACAGACAUUGUGAUGGUAAAUUGGUGCUCAAAGUUACUGAUAACAAGGAGUGCCUCAAGUUUAAGACUGACCAAGCGCAGGAUGCAAAGAAGAUGGAGAAGCUUAAUAACAUAUUCUUUGCUUUGAUGGCUCGAGGUCCUGAAGUGGAUAUAGCAGAAGUCACGGGGAAAGAACAGAUAGAGGCACAACCAUCAAAGAAAGGAAGGGGACGAAAACAAUAACUUGAAGCUUAGAAACUAGGGCUUGUAGUUGAUCUCGGCACUUUCUCCAUUAAAGCAUGAGUAAUUGGUCUUGAACUACAAUGCAAAUUUUUUCAUUGCUUUACAGAUAAACCGUCAUGAUGUCAAAUAUUAUUUGAACCAAGUGCAAUGAAUAUUAGUAAUAUCUGCUAAGUA